AUGAUGGUGGCGGCGAGGCAGGGGCGCGAGCUGCAGCGGUACAGCGCCAGCACGGGCGGCCGCAUCGUCGUGGGCUGCAUCCCCUACCGGGUGCGCGACGACAACGGCGAGGUGGAGGUGCUGGUCAUCUGCUCGCGCAAGAAGGGCGCCAGCGCGGGCGUGCUGUUCCCCAAGGGCGGGUGGGAGCUGGACGAAUGUUCCCGCUGCGCGUCACCGACGAGCUGGAGCGCUGGCCCGAGAUGUCCGGCCGCGGCAGGACCUGGGUCACCGUGCAGGACGCCAUGGACCGCUGCCCGCACCUCUGGAUGCGCGAGGCGCUCCAGCGGUUCGCCGACCGCGUCGCCGACGCCGCCUUGUAGGCGCCUCUCAUCGAUCGUUCUUCUCGCCGGGCGCGCCCGCGCGUGCUCCCCCGCCCUACGGUUUGUGCCGGCUGGGUUGGGCUCGACCGCGCGGCGCUGUGGCACUAGCGGUCAGUGCCUUGGAAUUUUGAAACAAUCAAAUGGGGACAACAGCACGGGCCUACCUUAUGCUCGACAUCUUAGAACAUCUCUAGCAGACCCCGUAUAA
Triticum turgidum subsp. durum (durum wheat) is the source of this 567-nucleotide messenger RNA. The record is from the annotation of a GenBank genome assembly. Lineage: Eukaryota; Viridiplantae; Streptophyta; Magnoliopsida; Poales; Poaceae.